This is a messenger RNA of Dermacentor andersoni, 1144 nucleotides long. Its product is annotated as regulator of microtubule dynamics protein 1-like. The record is from RefSeq and is a predicted model, not a curated record. NCBI's taxonomy places the organism in Eukaryota, Metazoa, Arthropoda, Arachnida, Ixodida, Ixodidae. Gene Ontology annotation, cellular component: spindle microtubule; mitochondrion; mitotic spindle pole. Gene Ontology annotation, molecular function: microtubule binding.
CUACGCAUAAACGAAAGCUAGUGCUCUGCCAAAAAUGAGUUGCCAAGCGUGGUUGUUGCGGCUGAGGUUUGGGCUCGCGCCGUUCGCGCUCUCUUUGAGAGUGCGUGCCGUUCACUUGUCAAAAUUCAAGAGUUGCCGUCGCCCAACUGCCGCUGGUCGAGGAACGGUGUCGGCAGUUGUGCCACAGAUUUUCCUUCUGUGUGGGCUUUCAUUCGUCAAAAUGUCCGAAGUUGAGCGUGCAAAACAAGAGGCAGACCGUAUGCAUGAGGCUGCUGACCAUGAGGCAUCGUACAAGAUGCUCUUGCAGCACAAGGACUGUGGUGAUCCAGAGCUAUUGUGGCGCCUUGCACGUGUCACAUUCAAGCGGUGCGAAUUGGCCCCCAAGGCUGAGAAGGAGGCAGGACUGGCCGAAGGCAUAACAUACCUUGACAAAGCUAUUGAGUGUGGAGGUGACAAGCUGGGCCAAGUUCACAAGUGGUACAGUAUAUUAGUAGGUUCCAAGAAGGACCAUCCUUCAACUAAGGAAAGAAUCCAUGAUGGUUUCUUAAUCAAGAAGCACGUUGAGAAAGCAAUAGAAUUGAUGCCCCAAGACCCUCUGAACUAUUAUGUUCUUGGAAAUUGGUGCUAUGAGGUGGCAGGUACACCAUGGAUCAUCAGGAAGGCAGGGCAGCUUAUAUUUUCAGAAAUCCCAAGCUCCAGCUAUGAAGAGGCACUUAAGCACUUCCAAAAAGCUGAAGAAAUUAAGCCACAUUUUUACAGAAGGAACCUGUUAAUGAUUGCCAAAACUCUCUUGGCAUUAAAUCGCAAGGACGAAGCAGUGACUUACCUGCAACGAUGUGUUGAGAUUCCAACCAAGCCUACACAAGAUGACAAAAAGAGGGAGACGGAAAACCGAAACGAAAUCGAGCUGGUGGGCGACGCCGGAUGCUGUCGAAGCGAAAUGCGAUGCCUACAUCGUGCCGCCUGCAGCAGGGAACUGCGGUGUCUGAAGAGGCCCAGCAGUCAUUGAGAAAGUUGGGCAUGUCAUAAUUCUGCACUUUCUUGCCUUGUCACGGCCUGGAAUGUGUUCUGAAGAAACAUGCAGUAUUAAGUUUGGCUAUAGUGUUCCAAGAUUAUGAAAUAAAGACCAAGUAUUGUUUAACAA